AUGGAUCUUCUUCAUCGCAUAGAAGAUGCCACAAUUGUGGAUUUCACUGAUCCAAGAACAUCUGAAAAAUUAGAGCAUGUAAAUGUAAAAAUUAACAACAACGUAUUGAAAGAAACCAAUAUAGAAAAUGAAGAGUUAAUUGAUCAGCAAACAUUAUCUCUUAAAGAAAACCCAUUUUUAGAUUCAAUAAAUGAUGCUGAAUCAUCUCUUAAAAUUCCUGAUAAUCCUGUUCCCACAAAUUUUGUCUCAAUUCAAUAUGUUAAUUCAACCGAAAUUCCAAUUUAG
Molecule: messenger RNA, 285 nt
Organism: Dentiscutata heterogama
Lineage: Eukaryota; Fungi; Glomeromycota; Glomeromycetes; Diversisporales; Gigasporaceae
Source: the annotation of a GenBank genome assembly